Molecule: messenger RNA, 5910 nt
Organism: Mizuhopecten yessoensis (Yesso scallop)
Lineage: Eukaryota; Metazoa; Mollusca; Bivalvia; Pectinida; Pectinidae
Product: protein flp-like
Exons: 5
Coding region: 1205-2917 (570 amino acids)
Source: RefSeq, a predicted model, not a curated record
CACGUCUCACUACCUAUACGUGUGUGUAGAUUCUAGACAAGAUACACGUCUCACUACCUAUACGUGUGUGUAGAUUCCAGACAAGAUACACGUCUCACUACCUAUACGUGUGGGUGUAUUCUAGACAGAUACACGUCUCACUACCUAUACGUGUGGGUGGAUUCUAGACAAGAUACACGUCUCACUACCUAUAUAUAUACGUGUGUGUAGAUUCUAGACAGAUACACUAUAAAGUUGCUAAGAUACACGUCUCACUCACUACUUACAAUAUAUAUAUUCAGACGUAUAGCAGGCUGGGACACUGAGGUUACCGGAAAAGAUGCACUUUUCUUUCCGUCUAUCUACACUAGAAACAUGUAGUGUGCUGUCUCGCGAUACGCCCGUCUCAUCCGAUAUAUAGAGACAUUGCGAUACACGGUCUGUAGACUUGUAAAUAACGCGGCAAAGACACAUCGAGGUUACAUAUGAUAGAUACGUCAGCAGUCUAUAUUUGGAGGUACUGUCUACUGCGGGGUACAUGCAUACUGUACAAAUAUAUUACUUUCUGUAUGCUGGAAGGCACCAGGCAGAGACACUGUUAGAUAUUAAGAUACACCUGUCGCAUCGUCUAAAUACAAGUUGAUACCAGACAGACACUUCGUGAGGUCACUGAUACACCUGUUUUGCAGCAGAGAUACUCUGAUGCACCUGUGUUAAAGCCUACUACGUACGGGCGAAUACUGUAAAACCAGUGGAAUACUAGAUUACUAUGUCAGUUAGAAUCAGUCGAUACAGGGCUGUAAGCGGAGUGAUCGCGCAGAUUCCGACUAGUUAGCCGACACCGUUGCCAAUAAUUCCUCAUUAACACAUACUGUUGUAUUUCUACCCUUUUCUUUAUUAUGACAAAGUUUUCUCUAUCGAAUGACACUUCUCUUCAGUUGAUACCUGAUUACGUUACCUCGAAGGGAAUCUUGUAGUUUCUAAAUUAACCCAGUUUGUCAUUUGAAUAAUGUGGACAAAAUCGAAUGCUUUAAAAGUGGCAAAUUGGAAUUAAUUUACAACAGGAUCCGUUCACGUAGCAUGCGAACCUCCCAGUAAAUAUUGCACCAGAUUGUCACUAGACAGGCCGCCGGGGUGUAGCGUGCCUCAGGGAGACUGCCUCACAGGGAUGGUAGAGGUUUCUGCCACUCCAUAGCAUAACUACGACUGUCGCUUACACAACAACAUGGAAGUACAACGGAUUUUAGGAUUUUUCUUCUUAACACUAAUAUUUUCUCUCGCCGAAAGUGGACUUAGAGAGGAGGAGGCGGACAAGACUUUAAGAUCGGUCUUAGCGUGCAAUCAAAACCCAGGUAUGGCCGUAUCGGUGGUCAAGGAUGGUCAUAUUGUGUUUUCGAAAGGAUAUGGAGUUAAAAAUCUGGAAACUAAGGAACCAGUGACAAACAAAACGCUAUUUGGAAUAGCAUCGCUGUCAAAGGCUUUUGCGUCUACCCUGCUUGUCAAACUCCUGCACAGAACUAAAGAGAUCACAUUGGAUACUGAGAUAAGUAAGAUUUAUAAUGACGACAAUAUAUUCAGUGAUGACCUUCGCUCUCGUUACGUCACCAUCCGGGACCUUCUGGCACACAACAUUGGUAUCCGUAGCAACAACUAUAUGAGGUUCGAUGACACCCUGACAAGGGGAAACAUAUACAGACGCAUCAAGUACCUCCGAGGCCGGGGUAGAUUCCGGGAGAGUUUUUACUACAGCAAUCUGAUGUAUGGCGUCAUCACAGACAUUGCCGAGAGACUUGGUGGUAAAAGUUGGGAGGAUCUCGUGAGGGAGGAGCUACUAAACCCGAUAGGAAUGAUGUCCACUACAUUCGCAACAGUAGCUGAGGAAAAGAAGAUAGACCUCGCCACAGGUUACAUAGAUUUCUAUGGGGACAUCCACCCCGUGUCAUUUCGGCUAUCAAAAGUGUGGGGUAAUCUGUGUGGGUCCGGCUGUGUGAUGAGCUCGGCUAAUGACAUGGCAAAAUGGAUGAUGUUCCACCUUGACAAGGGGCGUAACUCCUUCUCCGUGAGAGUCGUUGACGAGAGGGCGCUUUCUCAUACACAUAAGGCUCACAACACCAUAGCAAAGUCGUCCAUUUUCAAAUACUUCACAAAACCUGUGGUACCCCACACCCGCUGCCAGACUAACUACGCGUUGGGCUGGAAGAAUGGCUACUACCGAGGAUAUGAAAUAUUGACGCAUUCCGGGUCGACAUGGGGAUACAGAGCAUUGGUAACGUUAUUUCCGGCCAUGCGCAUCGGCGUCUACACAUCAAUGACUGGCGAGGACUACGGCUACAUUUUGCGGACAAAUAUACAUAAUUAUUUGGCAGAUAUGUACCUGGAGGAGACACCAUGGCUUAAUGCAUCCACGAUAUGUUCCUUUCCUGAACCAUGGUUUAGACCUGGCAAGGACAAGCCAAAACCAUCGAUUGACAAAACACGUGAGCUUCCUAGAAAUACCACUUAUUACGUUGGAGAAUAUGAAAAUCCAGCAUAUGGAAGAAUGAUUGUAGCCGUCAAUGGUACCACCGGAAAACUGAUCAUCAAGUACGGAGAAGUGACAUUAGGCUUGUACCCGAAAGCCAUGAAAGACGAAUUCCACUUCGAAUCACUUGGGUUCGCCGCGUUAGUGUUAAACUUUGGGACGAUCAAGUUUAAGAUGGAGACUCUCUCUGGUUACUUCGCAGCAUUCCAGGUCACGACGUUCGACACUAAAGACCCACCGGACUUUCAGCGAUUUAUGACACAAAACGAUUUACCGGAAGUUGGUAACCCUUUGUACGUCGCUUCCCAGCGUAAUAGUGCAAAUACGUCACAUUCGGCAGAACUUCUCUUCGGUAUUCUGAUUAUUUGGAUUAUUAACCUAUUCGUCUUCAGAAAAAUUCCAACCUGUCGAUCAUAACGAAAACAUGAGUAGUGUGUAUUACCUUGACUGGUCGACCGCUGAUUAGAGUUCACGUAUCUGAGAUGUACAGAGGAACAUAUUUUUAUCGACACCUUAGUUUCCGAAAUAAAUUCCGGAAUAAUGCCAACAACGAGUUUCCAGGACAAGCUAAAAAUAGGAUUGUCAAUAAAUAGUGCUGCAGCUGCUGAAUAUAAGUGCCCUGGAAGCGCCAUGUCCAUAAAAUCGCUGAUACCGGAUUAUCGGAUCCGGGUGAACGAGACACCACUGCAUCUGUAGAUAAUUAAUCCUGAUUAAUAUGGCUAAACCAAGUAGGGAGAGAUUAAGGCCGGAUAAACGAGGCUCUGCUACAUUAUACGGUUAGUCCGUAAUAAGGGUGACUCCACCACGUGAGGAGGUUGUUAGUCAGCAUGAACGAAGCUACACUGUCUUGGGCUGGGUGUAAUCCGGGUUAACGAGACCCCACUAUAUGUGUACAUCGGUAGAGAACUAAUGAGGCUGACAUAUAUUAGGAGAGGUAAAUCCGGAUAAACGAGUCUCUGCUACAUUAUACGAUUAGUCCGAAAUAAAGUGACUCCACCACGUGAGGAGGGUGUUAGUCAGCAUGAACGAAGCUACACUGCCUUGGGAUGGUGAAAGACUGGAUCAACGGGUCUCCACUACAUCGGUAGUCAAGAAAUCCGGAUGAAUGAGGCCAAACUAAGUUGGAAGAUAUUAAGUUCGGAUAAACGAGGCUCUCCUACAUUAUACGGUUAGUCCAUAUUUACGUGACCCUAAUACGUAUAUAUGCCAAUAUGCCUUUAAUUUGGAUGGUGUUACAUGUAGUCCGGAAUAACGUGGCUCAACUGCCUUGGGAUGGUGUCAGUCCGGAUUAACGUGGCAUUACUACAUUGAGAGGGUGUACGUCAAGACCAUGGGUGUUGGUCCGGAAUCGCAAGGUUCGACUAAAUCAUGAAGGGUGUUAGCCCGGAUUAACGAACUUCCGCUACAUCGGACAGGAGCUAGGCAUUUCACAAAUAAUACUAAUACUUUUUUUGUCUAAUCACAUUAUGAUCCUAACCAGCCAUUGGCUAACUUAACAUUGUAUACCGUAAGGAAAUGGAAAUUAUUCUAUGAAUCAACAACGUCCAAGAAAUGAAAGCGCUGGCUACUUAGUCCUGUUAUACUAUAGGUGUAAGGUCAUUACUUCAAUAGUUGUUGUAGGGUUAAAGGCAGUAACAACAAUUUGAGGGGAUUACGAUGCAUUGAAUGUUUGGUGAACAUUGUAUUGGGGGAUAUGGAUUUGCUGAUUCUAUAAUGCUGCAAACCAAGUCCAUUACAACGCCGAUACCAUAAGCGCUAUUUUAAAGCUCCCUUCCGCCAGGUCAUAAACAAUUAGUGCUUACUUUCGCCAAAAUAAUAUGAUUUAUAUUUUAAGUUUUAUUCAUAACACGUCACGUUUUCAAUGUAAAAAAAAUACUGAUGAAUUGCGUUUAUAAAUACGUCAUCAUUCAUUGCGUGUCACAUGCUAUAUACGCGCUCAGUCUGUGUGUUCCGUGCACUGUGACACAUGUCACCGGUUCGUGUGUCUCCUGCACUGUAGUUGUACUUAUGUGGAGCUUUGCAAGACAACGUAAUUACUGCUCUCAGUGUGUGUCCGGGAAAUAUUAGAAACAGAAAAUUUAAUAUAUCGUCUAAACUAGCUGGUGCCAUUCAAGUCUGGAUGUUAAUAGAAAUAAACCACAAUCAACAUCCGAAUAUUUUUUUCAAGAAUUGCUUUUCUGUCUUAAUUCAUGAAGAUUUUCUAUAUAAUCGCUAAAGACAUGUAUUGACGAUAAAGACUAGAUCUGAUUGAGGGUGCUGUAAUUGGGUUUUUCCUCCUUUCUCACGCAAAUCCAGAGAACGUUCCUGAAAGGUAUUGUCUUUAUGCUGUUCCCAUAUAUAUUGUCUAAAGGCAUCGGCACAAUGCCGGUAGCUUUCAAGUAUUAUGUUUUAAUCAAAAGUCAUUAUUCUCUGUGUCGCUAAGUGCAUCGUGUAAGUGAAGCGGUUUCCUUAUGCCGCGUACGAAUACGUAUCGGAUGUAAGGUCUGUAUGUACAUGUGUGUUUACUUCCGGCGUAUUCUGUUUUGAGAAUGCGGUAGAAUUUCGUUUCAUUUUAAUAGUAUUUGUGAACCAAUUAUAUAUGUAUCGCAAUUACAGUUGUUGCAUUCUGUGAAUAGAAGAAAAAGUCCAUUCGUGUAUCUGUUGUCAUGAAUAAUGUUUUAUUGGUAUAGCAUGUAUUGUAUAGCUAUACUGACCUUGAGCAUUGACCGUUUGGUAUAACCUCUGCCUUAACCAUAUUCUAUGUACGUUGUGUAAGCUACUGCCCCAUCUAUACCGGACACAUUCGAUGUGUAUCGUCUCUAAUGAUAGAAAGACACAAAUAUUUGACAUUUUGAGCAACUGCACAACACAUCUGCAAUAUUUGUGAUUUACUUGCUGAUUUAACUUGCAAAUUUCUUAUAAAAAUAUUUUCAAAUACCUCUUUCAUUUAUUUUGAAAGUUCUGAGCUUUUGAGCAGUUCAUUCUUCUGUUCCACAGAGUGAAAAUGGUUACAUGUAUAUGUGUCGUAUAUCGUACCGAUCAGCCACCUAUUUCCAUUUGACAGAUAUAGACAAUUUCUAUUAUUUCAUAAAAUGAAAUAUAACUGUGGAAAGUAAUUGUGUCUGGCUAUAUCACCCCGCCGCCAGUCUGAUGGAGCGCCGCCAUUACGUGUCUAUACAUUCUCUCCACUAACAAAUGGUUGAAUUUCGUGUCGUCUUGUAUUUAAUGUGGAUUUUUUCUAAAUUUCAUUUCAGAAGGGAGAAAGGUCUCAAGAAAGAUUUUAUUUGCAUGUGUAGCGUAUGAUAGAUUUUGGUAUUUGUGACGAUGUGUUGCUGUAUUUUCUCUCAAUCUGUCGCUUUUAACCAUUAACCCACGUGAUGACGUCGGCAGACAAAAUCUGUAACUCAUGAUGAAUUAUAUGUUUGUGAUUA